Numida meleagris (helmeted guineafowl) is the source of this 5180-nucleotide messenger RNA. Its product is annotated as prostaglandin E2 receptor EP2 subtype-like. The record is from RefSeq and is a predicted model, not a curated record. Gene Ontology annotation, molecular function: prostaglandin E receptor activity. Gene Ontology annotation, cellular component: plasma membrane. The transcript has 2 exons. Bases 2810 to 4357 code for a protein of 515 amino acids. NCBI's taxonomy places the organism in Eukaryota, Metazoa, Chordata, Aves, Galliformes, Numididae. Gene Ontology annotation, biological process: adenylate cyclase-activating G protein-coupled receptor signaling pathway; inflammatory response; cellular response to prostaglandin E stimulus.
UGCCCAGGGUACCCCCAAGUUGUCCCCAAGAUGUCCCCAGGCUGUCCCCAAGAUGUACCCAGGGUGCCCCAAGUUGUUCCCGAGCUGUCCCCAGGCUGUCCCCAGGAUGCCCCUGAGAUGUCCCCGAGCUGUCCCUGAGCUGUACACAAGUUGCCCCCAGCUGUCCCCAAGCUGUACCCAGGGUAUCCCCGAGCUGUCCCCAUGGUGCCGCAGGGCUCAGGACCAUCCCGGCCCCACCUGAGCUCAGGGCUUGAAGUCCCCCCCAGCACGGCUGCUGUGUUUGUGCCGCUCAGACAGUGCCCAUCUCACGGUAAUGAUUUUAAUUCAGUAUUUAUGAUGAGCCUGUUAAUAAGAGCAGCGAUGGAGAGAAAAAGCAGAGCCCGGGAUGGAUCACCCAGCGCUGCAGCGUGCGAGCGAACCAUCCUCCCAAUGAGAGCCCCAUUUCCCCUCCGGGUGCUGCCUCCAGUGACGAGCUAAGGACAAAAAAUGACGGCAGCCACCGUCCCCAUCCACGCUGCGUCCUUGGAGCAGCCGGGGCCGUGCUUCUUCCUGUAUUUAUCCAGCCCUGCAAGGUGCAGCCGUGCCCCGCCAGCUCUCACGCGCUGUUUGCUCUUGUUGUCAAACCGAUAUUAUUUUUGGAAGAAGAAACCCGUGUCAACACGGCGCGGUGCUGCUGGAGGUGACCUGCGGCCACGCUGUCCCCAUCCAUCCCCACCCGCCCCUGUGCCCCGCAGCCGAGCCUGUUCUCUCUCUCCCAUCUCACGCCAUCCAGGCUCGGCGUUGCCAAAGCUCAUUUCCCAGCAGCGCGCUCCGUCCGUGCCCCGUUCCGUUGCCCGGGUGCAUUUUUCAGCCUCUCCCCGCGUGCCUGGGCGGGCUGCAGCGCGCAGUCCCCGGCCCCAGCGUCUCUGUGGGAUUCCUGCAGCGCUCCGACAAGCCCGGGGCUCUCCUCCAAGUGGGACAGCCCUGCGAGGCCGCUCCCAGGGAAAGCGAUGCCAGCGGCUCCGGGGAAGACAUGUGCUCCUUGUUAUCCCAGAGGUAAACAUGGGAGUGGGAGGAGGAAAACAAACGCUUCCCAAGAAAUGGACGGGCUGUUACCACCACGCGGUGCGUUCCUGCUGCGGAGCUCGGGGAAAAGAAAAACCCAGCAAGCCCAGCCAUUUUCCUGUGAUUGCUAAAAUAUCCCAUCGGAGGCAAGCGCUGGUUGAGAAGCCCGAAGCCCACAUGGGUAUUUAAGGCUCCAUUAGCGCCAGGAAAACGGGCUCCAGGACGGCCCAAGCUGCGAUACCGAGCAGCAGGGGGAGGUUGGGAGCAGCCCCCGUGGGAGCACUGCUGCUCGUAACGCUUCGCCCCGUGAGCAUUUACCGACUGAUUGGUUGAGGUCCCGUGCAGAGCCAGGAGUUGGAGGCAAUGGUUCUUAGGGGUCUGCUGGGGAACAGAACCAAGCCGGCGCGUCGGAAGCGAAGGUGCUGUCACAAACCGCAGCUCGCCCCGCGCUGGAGUUUUGCCUCCGAGCAUAUUUCCUUGACGAAGUUCCUGUUACCAAAGGGAACUCGAGAAGCACAGCAAUGAAGAUGGGUGUGAGAGAAAGCGGUGUGCCCACGGGAAGCUGCUCAGCACCACCGCGCAUCGUUGGGUUUUGGGGACCAAUGGGCACUCGGGUGACCAUUGGGGUAUGGAUAAGGGAUGUGCCUGAGCCCUGCUUGGGCUGGAUCCAUGGUUGGUGGUUCCAAGAACCGUAGGAUCGUAGGAUCAGAGCACGGUUGGGUUAGAAGGGACCUCGCAGCCCCCCUAGCCCCACCCCUGCCAUGGGCUGGGUGUCCCCCACCUGAUCAGGAUGCCCAGGGCCCCAUCCAGCCUGGCCCCAUCCAAUCCAAUCCAACCCAACCCAACCCAACCCAACCCAACCCAACCCAACCCAACCCAUCACAGAAUGGGUUGAGUUGGAAGGGAACUUAAAGGUCAUCUGUUUCCAUCCUGAGGUAGGGAGAGGUCGGGCAGUUCUCCAUGGGAUCCCUCCAGCUGUGCCCAGCCCAAUCCUGGCUUUCUUUUUCUCUCAGAACCUGUGUAGGAUUUGGAGCCUGCAGCACCCACAUGGUUUUGGGCUGUGGGGUCCCAUCUCCGCAGCUGGGGCUCCCCCACAGACCGCCCCACAACUUGGGCUGCCACUGGGGCUCCCAAAUCAGCACUGGUACUCAGCAUGCAUCGGGGCUCCUGCCAUGAGCCUGGGAUUCCCACAUCGGCACCGGAGUUUGCCGUGCAUGAAGUCUCCAAAUCAGCACUGGGGCUCACCACGAGCCCAAGGUUCCCAAAUUUGCAUUGGGGUGUGCCAUGUGUGAGGGCUCCCAAACAACUUCAAGGCUCGCUGUGACAAGUAUGAGGCUCCCAAAUCAGCAUCAGGGCUUGCUGUGAGCCAAGGGCUAUCAGAUCAGCACUGGGGCUCCCAAAUCAGAUUUAGAUCUCACUGUAGGCUCCUGCAAAAACACCAGUACUGGGGCUUGCUGUGAGCCUGGGGCUCCUACAUAAGCACUGAGACUUGCUAUGAGCCCAGGGCUCCCAAAUCAGCACUGGGGUGCUCUGUGUGUAGGAUUCCCAAAUCAGCACUGGGAUGUGCUGUGCAUUGUGGCUCCCAAAUCAACAUCUGGGUGUGCCGUGUAUCGGGGCCCCCAAAUCGUCACUGGGGCUCACCAUGAGCCCGAGGCUCCCAAAUUGGCACUGGGAUGUACCAUGUACCAAGGGUCCCACAUCAGCAUCAGAGUGCUCUGUGCCUUGAGGCUCCAAAAUCCACAAGGAGUAGUAUUAUGGCUCCCAAAUGAGCACCACGUCAUGGCUUCCAAGUCAGCACUGGGGCUCCCACACCGGCACUGGCACUGGGAAUUGCAAUGAACCCGGGCUCCUAAAUGGGCGCUGGGGCUCCCCACGAGCCCAGGGUUCCCGGAUCAGCAUUAGGGCUCGCCGUGUCCCGAUGCUCCCAGACCAGCACCAGGACUCUCCGGCAGCAGAGGACCCACGCUCAGCACCGGGACGUGCCGCGCACUGGGGCUCCCAGCCCGGCAGCGGGAUGCGCCGUGCGUCGGGGCUCCCCGACCAGCGCCGGGGGUCCCCGCGUCCCCACGCUCGCAACCCAUCACCGGAGCCCCCGGGCGGCCCCUCCCGCCCCGCACAUCCCUUCCCCGCCGCCCCCGGGGACGCGGACCCCUCGGAGCUGCAGCCCGGCCCCGGGGCGGAGCGGGGCGGGGCGUUGCGGGCGGCGGGCGGGCGGCGACGGCAUUCGGGCGGCGGCGGAGGGAUGAACGGGACGGGCCGGGAGCUGUGCGGGCACGGCGAGGCGCUGGCGGCCGGAGCUCGGCCGCUGGUCAGCGCGCUGAUGUUCUCGGCGGGGCUGCUGGGCAACCUGCUGGCCCUGGGGCUGCUGCUGCGCUGCCGCCGCCCGCCCCGCGCCCGCCCGCCGUCCCUGUUCCACGUCCUGGUGCUGGCCCUGGUGGUCACCGACCUGCUGGGCACCUGCUCCGUCAGCCCCUUCGUGCUGGCCUCCUACCACCGCAACCUGACGCUGAACGCCCUGGGGAGGGGAGGCCACAUCUGCCUCUACUUCGGCUUCGCCAUGAGUUUCUUCGGCCUCGCCACCAUGCUCGUCCUCUUCGCCAUGGCGCUGGAGCGCUGCCUGGCCCUGGGGCGGCCCUACUUCUACGAGCGUUUCCUCAGCCCCCGCGCCGGCCUGGUGGCCCUCCCGGCCAUCUACACCUUCUCGGCUGCCUUCUGCUCCUUGCCACUGAUGGGCUUCGGGCGCUACGUGCAGUACUGCCCCGGCACCUGGUGCUUCAUCCAGAUGCGCGUGGACGACGGGCGGCACAAGGCGGCCGGUUUGCACGUCACCUUCUCGUUGCUCUACGCCACUUUGCUCCUCUUCCUCAUCCUCUCGGUGCUGCUGUGCAACCUCAGCGUCAUCGCCAACCUGGCCCGCAUGCAUCGGCGCGGGCAGAGGACGCGCCGGCUGGCCGCGCUCGAGCAGCCGCGAGUGGCGGGGGGCUGCGGCCGCCGCAUCUUCUCCAUGGCCGAGGAGAUCGACCACCUCCUGCUCCUCGCCAUCAUGACCAUCACCUUCGUCAUCUGCUCCUUGCCCUUCACGAUCUGUGCCUACGUCAACAAGUUCAGCCAGAGCGAGAACCACAACUGGGACCUGCUGGCGCUGCGGUUCCUCUCCAUCAAUCCCAUCAUCGACCCCUGGGUUUUUGCCAUCCUGCGGCCGCCGGUGCUGCGGGUCCUGCGGUCCAUGCUGUGCUGCCAGCUGUCCCCCAGCAGCCAGGAUGCGCAGAGCCCGGCCCCUGCAAAAGCAAAGCUGGAGCCCAGCAGGCAGUAGGUGCAGGAGGAGACAGCCAGCGGGCUGGGCUCACUUGGGGUGGGCUCUGUUUUCCGGCUCCAAAAGGGACGUCACUGCCGUGAGGUGGGACGGGGCUGCAGCCGGUGCCACGCAAAGCCAACGUGGGCAGGAGGUGCCAAUGGUGGGAUGGGACCGGAGCAUCAGGCAUCGCUAACGCCGUGGGGUGGGGCCAUUCGUGCACCAUGGAGGGCUGUGGUGGGGAUGCUGUUGAGGAUCUCCAUUUCAGGAUGGUGGAGAGGUGCGGGCGUGGGUGCGGGUCCCCCACCAGCGCCCAGCUCAGCAGGGAUGGGCAGGAGAGGAGGUGGCAGAGGGAGAAGGUUGGCCCCACUCCUUCCUUUCCCCUCUGUCCUCUGCCCAAGGAAAUGCACUGUAUCAGCUGUAGCUCUGUGUGUCUGUGUCUGUUUGUCCUGCUCCUGGCAACGUCAGGCUCCGGUUGGUGCCAGCCCAGCCUCGAUGGCCGCUGUGGCCACAUGGCCUCUCCCCAAUUCCCUUUUUGCAAGGAACUUUCCUUGACCCUCUUUGACCGUGCCCAGGGCUUUGGGUUUGGGGUUGGUGUGGAGGGGAAGGUCUCAUCCCCACAGUCCUUCCCAUGGGGAGCGGCCUGGUGGCACUCGUCCCAGUGUCCCCACAGCCAUUGGGAUGCUGCAGCAUCCCACCAAAGCGAUGUCUUCGUGCUAUUGCAGAUGGUGUGGCCUUUCUGUUGGAGAGCUCUGCCCCAAAAAAACCCAAACGGGCAGAGUUGUGGAGCUCUCCCAUACGGCAUCGGUGUAAAACCCCCGUGUAAUAAACGUCACUGGAAGGA